AUGCACAAACAGUGGUUUAAGGUCAAAGAUGUGGAUGUAUUCAUCAGCCAUUCCUGGUCAUCUAGCCGCUGGGAAAAAUACCUGGCCGUCUGCUACUUUCUGAACCUCGGUUUGGCAGCAAAGGCGAUGCUGGCAUCUGUGCUGCUCUCGGAAAUCUUCAUGCUGAUUUGCCCCGAGGUGUCCAUCCACGUAGUGUUUUGGCUCUUGCUGGAUUUCCCUGUUGUUGUCUUCUUCUUGGUCUUCUUCUUUGGGCAGCACCUCACUUGCGGAAUCUGGGGUCCCCGCUUCUGGGUGGACAGGCUCUGCGUGGACCAAACCGAUGAGACAACGAAGACGGAAGGGAUCGCAGGCUUGCCCACGAUCGUGGCAAACUCCUCUGCAUUUCUCGUCUUCUGGGACAAGUCAUAUUUCAAACGGCUCUGGUGUAACUUCGAGGUGUCGAUUUUCGUGAAAAGCAACGGUCUCAGAAGCCUGCAUCUUGUGCCGCUGUGGCUCACUCCGUGGCUGCUGACGACAAUGUUGCUCUCUUAUGCUUCAGCUCGGCUCAUCUCUGCCUUUUCCGAGUUUGAUCCGAGCUUCGUCGUCGAUAACACCAGCAAUUUCCAAGGAGUUGAGGGCGACGCACUUGCAUUCGGACUACGUCGAGUAUAUGAAUAUGCGCUGCAAACAGAAACUUACGUGCUCUUCUGUGCACCACCCUUGCUGGUUGGUCUUGUUUCCUUCCAAAAGAAGUUGGAUGGACACCGAGAUAUGUUGGAAAGUAUGAACUCCUUCGAUGUACGAAGUGCCAAAUGUGCCGUGGAGCACGACCGUUUGGUCAUCGAGGCCCAAGUGGCGGAGCUUUUCGACGGGCUCGAGGAUCCCAUUAUCGCUGUGCCGAUCGAAGCGGAGAAUUCAGGCGAAGGCGACGACGAGCGGCAGGAGCUCAUCGACAUGUCCUUGACCUACUCAGCUCGGCUGGCCGUGCGCUCCGUGACCGGCUUUGCUACCCAUGAAGGUUGCCUGGAAGAGUUCAACAAGUAUGUGCGGGGCCCACUGCGUGAUGCAGUUGUCGCGGAUCUCGGGGACGUGACUGACAUACCAUAUACCGUUUGCAUGCUGGCCGGCUUCCCCUACACCUUGUCCUAUCCUCCUAUUCUUUGGGCCGGAAAGCAUACCUGGCAUGCCUUUGGCUAUCGAUCUGAAUUCGAGUAUGUAGCUGUGGGAUUCACUGAGUUGCUCUUCUUCGUGGUGGUUUCCCCUGCGGCAUAUCCCUAUUUGCUCCGAUGCGUGAAGUAUCUCGACGAGAGCUUCGACAGCGGCCUCUGGCGGGCAGCCGCAUCAUGCGGCUGCGGAUGGCUAACAUUCAGUAUUGUGCAGCUCGAGAACUCCGCUGCAGCUGCAUUGCUGGACAGCUUUAUCAUACUACAGCACCCAGCUUUCCUCUGCUUCUUUGUGCUCGCAGUCGUCGCCGCCAUGUUCCAACACUACAUGCUCUUCGGUUCAGGGUGGCAGCGAAAAUCCAGCAGAGAGGUUGGGAUGUAG
Molecule: messenger RNA, 1524 nt
Organism: Symbiodinium sp. CCMP2456
Lineage: Eukaryota; Dinophyceae; Suessiales; Symbiodiniaceae
Source: the annotation of a GenBank genome assembly